Molecule: messenger RNA, 1014 nt
Organism: Caenorhabditis remanei
Lineage: Eukaryota; Metazoa; Nematoda; Chromadorea; Rhabditida; Rhabditidae
Exons: 6
Coding region: 1-1014 (337 amino acids)
Molecular function (GO): FAD binding; D-amino-acid oxidase activity
Source: RefSeq, a predicted model, not a curated record
AUGCCCACCAAGAUAGCUGUAAUCGGGGAAGGUGUUAUCGGAUGUUCUACAGCUCUUCAGCUAUCCCUUGCACUCCCCGACGCUCAGAUUACUGUACUUUUCGACCGCCCGUUUGGGGAGACGUGUAGUGCCGGCCCAGCCGGGUUGUUCCGUAUCGAUGAUGAAGCUAAUCGCGCUUACGGCAAAUCCACCUUCGCCUGGUUCGCCCAUCUCCACCGUACCGAGAAAGGAGACGCGACGGGUGUGAAGCUCCUCUCCGGCCACAUUCAAUCAGACUCCCGGGAGCGUUUGGAGCAACAACAGAGGGCUUACGGAGAUAUUGUCUAUAAUUUCAGAUUUUUGAAUGAUAGGGAGAUUAAUGACUUGUUCCCGAAUCCGGCGCGCCACUGCAUCCACUACACCGCUUUUGCCUCAGAAGGCAACAAGUACGUACCCUACCUAAAAUCUCGUUGUCUUUCCAAUGGCGUCCAGUUCAAAGAGCAAAAAGUGAGCCCGGGGCUCGCGGAGCUCGCCGACUCCGGUUAUGACGUCAUAGUCAACUGUGGGGGCCUGAAUGGUGGGGUCUUGGCUGGGGAUGAUGAUACAGUAUACCCGAUAAGGGGCGUGGUUUUGGAUGUGGACGCUCACUGGCACAAACACUUUAAUUAUAAGGACUUUAUCACGUUUACCAUUCCAAAAGAAAAUAGUGUGGUAAUUGGCUCCGUUAAACAGGAAAAUAGAUUUGAUCUACAAAUUACGGAUAUCGAUCGAAAAGACAUUUUGGAGAGAUAUGUGGCAUUGCAUCCGGCGAUGAGGGAUCCAAAAAUCAUUGGCGAGUGGUCUGGACUGCGCCCCGGACGAAAAUCGAUUCGAAUCGAGAAACAGAUCAAAAAAUCGGAAAAAACUGGCAAGGAGUAUACGGUAAUCUAUCACUACGGACACGGCGGAAACGGCUUCACACUAGGCUGGGGGACCGCCGAGGAGGCCGUGAAGCUGGUGAAGCAGGCGAUUCUGGAUAGAAGAAGCAAAUUGUAG